AUGACCAGGCACUGCCCAUACAUAGUUACGGCCGCAUUUAUGGUGCUCUCCGUUGUACUCUUUUUUAAAUUCGUCGAUCGGGCUGUGCUUCAAGCCAGCGAACGUAUUGCCCGGAAUAAACGUGUGCGGUUUCGAAAUGCACAGAUUCGAUGCCUCACUAGAAAGGGUCUGCCGUACGAAGAGUUUCUUGAAAAAGUGCUGCAAUCGAAAACGAUCCAUAAGCAAUUCGAUGGCUUGCAGCAAGAUUUGGCCAGUUGGCCAAAUGAUAUUAGUGCUAUAUUCCGUCAAAUCCUCAUCGAUUAUCUACAUCAUUUCAGCGGUAAAAUUAUUAGGUGCGAAAGAAUUCAUGUUUUACACAAAAAAAAUGAGGCAUGCUUCUCAACUACUGAUUACACCGAGAAACAAAUGCAUCCGGGCUAUCAUUAUGCGUAUUUCAUGUUAGUGAUCGUUAUUGGGAUGAUUCCGUACGCCGAUUAUGCAACCAUGUCCUGUUGGCUUCUUUCAAAUUGA
Messenger RNA from Gongylonema pulchrum, 510 nucleotides. The record is from the annotation of a GenBank genome assembly. NCBI's taxonomy places the organism in Eukaryota, Metazoa, Nematoda, Chromadorea, Rhabditida, Gongylonematidae.